GAAAUAUAUAGCAACUCAUCUUCUUCAUUGCUUCUAAGCCAUGGCGCCUUAUGAGACACAAUUCUGCGAGCAUUAUAUGCUGCUUAACCCAGAAGAUGCAAAUUUACGUGAUCUCGUUCGCUUUCUGCUUUUUUCUACAUUAGAAACUUGUAGAUUCAUCCAGCGCACGAAAGAGGAAAAGGGAGAUUUUUGGCGCCGAUGGUACAUAUGCAACUCCCUCUUUGCACAGAAACUCCUCCUUUUCUGGGGAAAGCCCAUGGUUCAGGUAGGGUAUAUGCUGGAGCUGUGGUUGAAUCUUCUUUUACGAAAUGGGGGAUUUCUUAUGCUGUUGUCAAAUCUCUUAAAAGGAAACGCGGUGUGGCCGGAUAGUUUAUCGGCGACGUUCACAUCUGUGGUGGGAAUUCUUGAUCAAAGAGUGAAAUUAGACAAAAACAUUAAAUCCGGUGACCCAAAAUAUAACGCGUCCCUCGCUGUGAUGGCCUCCAAAUUGGCAUACGAAAAUGAAGCGUUUGUACAAACCACAGUCAGAGAUCAGUGGAGUAUGGAAUUCUUGGGGUUCUAUAACUUCUGGAAUGAUUACCUAGGACAACCUUCAACUCAAGCCAUGAUGUUCCAAGAUACAAGAGCUGAUCAACCUAACCUGAUCGUGGUUGCAUUUAGGGGCACCUACCCAUUCAAUCCAAUAGCAUGGCAGACAGACGUUGAUCUCUCGUGGUUUGAGCUUGAAGGCGUAGGUAAGAUUCAUAGUGGCUUUAUGAAAGCUCUCGGCUUGCAAAAGGACAAAGGUUGGCCCAAAGAAAUAGAGCAAGGAAGUAACCAACGACAAUUUGCUUACUAUGAAAUCAGAAAAAGGCUGAGAGAAAUAUUGCAAAAGAAUGAGAAUGCGAAAUUUAUAUUAACGGGACAUAGCUUGGGUUCAGCGUUAGCGAUUCUGUUUGUGACUGUUCUAACAAUACACGAAGAGGCAUGGUUGUUAGAUAAGUUGGAGGGGGUGUACGCAUUUGGACAACCAAGGGUGGGAAACAAGCAACUUGGGGAUUACAUGAAGGAGAAGUCGAAGAAGUAUGAUGUAAGAUAUUUGAGGUAUGUUUACUGCAAUGACUUGGUGCCUCGGAUCCCUUAUGAUGAUGAAAAUCUCUUUUUUGAGCACUGGACGCCAUCCCUCUACUACAAUAGCCUCUAUAAAGGGAAGGUUCGAUACGAGCCGAAUAAGAACUACUUCGCAUUAUUAUGGGUUAUUCCGAAGCGUGUAAAUGCAGCUUGGGAGCUGCUCCGGAGUUUCAUUAUCCCAUAUAUAAAGGGUCCGGACUACGAAGAAAGUUGGUUAAUGAAAAUUAUUAGGGUGGUUGGAUUGGUAAUUCCUGGAUUAGCAGCACAUUGUCCUCCAGAUUAUGUUAAUGUUACCAGAUUGGGGUCCAUAGCUCUAGACCUCAAAGACCCAAUUCACCAAAGAGAUUCUCAAGUUGAUUGACACGCGCACUAGAUAUCAAGGUGGCAUAUCUUUCAAGUUUUUGUUGGUGGCAAUUGACAAUUUCUUCUUAGA
Molecule: messenger RNA, 1543 nt
Organism: Alnus glutinosa
Lineage: Eukaryota; Viridiplantae; Streptophyta; Magnoliopsida; Fagales; Betulaceae
Product: triacylglycerol lipase OBL1-like
Exons: 5
Coding region: 41-1471 (476 amino acids)
Biological process (GO): lipid metabolic process
Molecular function (GO): triacylglycerol lipase activity
Source: RefSeq, a predicted model, not a curated record